AUGACGACGGUGGGUAAGUUUCGCGAGAGCGCCAGAUCACCGGGAUCGCCCAACGCGGAACGAGGGGGGUAUUGGAGGGCAGAGCCGCUCGGACAGGAACACAGCUUUGCCUUGAACGCAGCUCCGCGAUCGCGCUUCGAGCCGGAUCACCUGUCGUCUUCUCCGGAGCAGGCGAAUUGGGUACAUGCCCAUCAUCUGUCAGCAGCUCCCAAGAAGGUGUUUGCGCGGCUGUGUAAGAAAAACCCUUACAUUGGCUUCUUCCACUAUGCGCCCAGCGCCGGCAAUCGCUCACGAAGCACCUAUUUCGAGCAGGACAUCGUGUCCAUGGAGGUCAUCCACGGCCAGCACGCCGUCCGCAGCAACCCUAUGAUCGGGAACUUACACUACGGACACGACCUCUACGGGGAGAGGUUCGAGGACUUUCAGCGCAUCCUCGCGCAGCUCAAGGCCAAAGACGUGGAGAGACAAGUGCAGGCUGUCUUGGACCGACACCCUCGCCCUUUCGGAGGAGGCGACCUUAGCCCCGGGAAUGCGUCGGCCAUCAUGUCCCGCCGAAGCCGCGGCCGUUCCCGCAGCAUCACGGAGUCGGACGUGGCGAACAACGGAAAGAGGGCCGUGCGGUCGAGCAGCGCGGGCAAGGCGGCCAUCAUGCGAGUCGCCGCAGCGGAAGAAGCGGCGAUGGCGGCGGCGGCGGCGGCGGCGGCGGUGUCGGCAGCAGCGGCGGCAACGACCCCUUCCGCGUCGGACGAUGGUGCGUGGGAGGUCGGCGGUAGCGACGAGGACGACGAUGAGGGGAUCAACUGGCACAGAACGACGAGCAACGCUGCGAUGGAGGCUCUGGAAGGGGACAGGGGUAGGGGGCUCAGUGACGCUAUACGGGAAGAGGUGCAGCGGUCGUUCGACGUGGGCGGGCAGGGUGCGGCGGCGGCGGCGGCGGCGGCGGAGGAGGAGGAGGAGGAGGAGGAGGAGCGGCGGGGGGAGGAGCGCGACGGGAGCUUCGAGGAGGAGGACAGGAGGAGGCUGAGAGAGAAGGCCUUCGCUAUUGUGGUGUACGCGAGUGGGGACAGUCUGGUGAAGCUGGUCGAGAAGGAGAGAAGAAACGGCAUGUCCUCCAAGCGCUUCAAGUAUGCAGGGGCUAUCGACGCCUCUAAGUGUUACCCCAAGUCCGGUUCCCUGGACGACUGUGCUCUGCUCAGACCCUUUGUCGCGGAGCGAUCCCGGCUGUACAACGACCUCAUCGCGGAAGUGAACGGCUUCCGGCGUCAUUUCUUCCUGCGGCAGAAGAUGCACCCCAAGGAGGCCUACCGCCAGCACAGGCGAAAACAGGAGGCCGAUUCCAACAGGGGCGCGAACCAGGAGCUAGACCAAUACCCGGACGAUGCGAGCUCUAUCGCGUGGAGCAAGCAAGACUCCUUUUCGGAGUACGAGCCCUGGAUAGGCGGCACCAGCUACGGCUCCAUGCCCGGGGAGCACGUGCUCGGGCCCCCCGGGGGAGGGGUGCUUGCGGGGAACGGGAACGGACACGGGAUGGGGGGAGGGGGGCACAUCAGCAGCCACAGCGGCGGGGGGGGAAUGGGUGGCGACGCCGGCGGUGGAGGCGUGUUUCUGGAGCCAGCGUGGUCGGGGGGGCGCAUGGGGGGGGGUGUCGACGACGGAGCCCUCCCAUUCCACGGGGCCCCUCCCUUCCACACCCUCGUCGGCCCCGGCCAGUUCGCUAGGGUUAGCCGCGAGAGAUCGGGCGAGGAUAACCAGCCAGCUCAGCCAGGAGACGCGUGGAUGCCCGGGACGGUUUCAGCACAGCGCACGAAAGAGAGCUGGCGUAGCAAGCAGGAGAUGCGGGACUGUCGAGAGUUCAAGCCCUUCUUCGUGCAGGCGAAGACCGACUUCACGGCCACCUACCGCCUGCUGGACGACUGCCGCCUUGGGGAGGGGGCCUACGCGAGCGUCUUCCUCGCGGAACACUUGAAAAGGGGGGAGGACGUAGCCGUCAAGGCCGUGCAGAAGAGGCUGCUGUUCAGCGACGCGGAGAAGAAGAGCGUCGGGGCGGAGAUCGACAACCAGCUCAGGAUAGUGCACAAGCACGUCGUGCGCUUGUACGAGGUGUACGAGACGCCGGACAAGGUCUUCAUCGUCCUUGAGAACUGCCCCUGCGGCGACCUGGAGAAGAUGCUCUACCUCCGCGGACGGCUGACGGAGAUCGAGGCGAAGCGGGUUGUCAUGCAGCUUCUGGAAGGGGUCAGCUACCUGCACUCCAAGGGAAUCGUCCACUGCGACAUUAAGCCGCAGAACCUCCUGUUCGCACCAGACCCUGACAACCCUGACGCGCCGACCCUAAAGGCGGCGGGAUCAUCAAAAUCCUCGGUGGCGGAGUCGGAGAAGAGUACAGGCCCAGAGAAGCGAGGGAAGCAGCAGGUCUCGUCGCCGGCAGGCCGCCUGGCCAAGCUCUGCGACUUCGGCAUAUCGUGCAAGGUGCCGGACGUUCGGUUCUACAAGCAGACGGGUGACAUCAACAAGAUCCCAUGGUCAGGGCUGUUCGGUACUGGGGGUUACAUCGCCCCGGAGAUCAUGAGCCAGCAGCCUUUCGGGAAACCUGCCGACUUGUGGAGCGUCGGGGUGAUGCUGUACCAGAUGAUAUCGGGAAGACUCCCCUUCAUUCCGGCGAGGAAGUGCGUCACCAAGCCCGUCUCCUUCCCCGCGGCUGUCUGGGCGGACGUGAAUGUGGGAGUGAAAAGCCUCAUCGAAGGUCUCUUGGAGAAGGAGCCAUCACAAAGGCUAACCGCCGCCCAGGCCCUGCAGCACCCGUGGGUCCAGACGAUACACCACUUGCGACCGUCGUUCCCGCACUUCGUACCCAAGCCGGGAUCCAUGAGCCGCAGCGGCAGCACGGGGAGCAGCAGCAGCGCCAACCCGGGCCACGGCCACAGCAGCCCCACGGGGAGCGGGGGCGGAAAGGGCGGUGGCGGUUCGACCGCCGCGUGACUGCGGGAAAAGCAAGCGUCAUCUUUCCGUCUAGCUCCGCUCGGUGGACGUGCGGACGAUACACAGGAAAUACUGUUGUAGCCGCCGUAGUGCUUGACGAGAGAGCGAGGUAUCCCCACCGCCCCUGCUCCGCUGCAGGAGGAGCUGCGGAUGGUGCUCCUCAAGAAAGGGGUGGGAGGAGAUACGGAUGGUGCUGCUGUCUUGCAAGGGGUGCGAGCUGGAUGGUCGAAAGAAUACGACUUGACACAACAGGGCCCGUCCCCUACGAAGAAGCGUGUGUGCUGCUUUUGUUUGCCGUGGGUGCUUCGGGCGGUGGCUUCGCGGAACGAACGGCCAAGAAGAUAGAUAGACUGGCCGUGGUGAGGUGUGAGCACCGCGCGCUCGCUCGCUUGCUUGUGUGCUGACUGCUGAAGAGGCGCGAUACGAGCUGCGCUUGUGUGAAAAGAGGGAAUCGUCCUGGACAGAUGGGGGAGUGUUUACCCGUUGUAUGGGGAUCUCCAGGAAUUUGAUUUAUGAUUUGCCAGAGGCUUCUUUCGUUUGUAUGUCGUUCAGAGAGAAAAGAGAGAUGCUUUUGUGCAGAGGAGCCAUCGCUUGCAGGAGGCCGGGAAUGUCGUGGGAUCGCCCGGUUGAGUACUAUUGAGGGACAUUUGGCAACGGCAACAGCAACGGUUUCUCUCGUGAUUUUCCGCCAUUGCCAGCUUGGCAUCAAGGGCCUCUGUGUGGCGCAGAUCGCCUGCAUGUACAUGGCUGGUUCGCGUGUGUUGUAUUACAGGGCAGUUGGGUUCAGGUUUUGCCCACCGACGUGAGAAGAACCGUCCCUUGAACGGGUAGAGAAGGUGCGAGAAAAAUACUGCAUGCAAUGAUGAUUGUACCAAAAAUAACUUGUGAGAUAAAAGAGUGACACAGAGUGCUUUAGGAUAUGAAAGCAGCAUGGUAGUAGAUAGACCUUUAGAUGUGCUGCGGUUUCUGUAAAUCAGCAGUAGGUACGUGUUUGUUUUUCUUGAAAGCAGCAGCGAGGACAGGGACUCCCAAACUGGACUAUCUGCGUGCGGUAUCUCGGGUGUUCUAAGAAAAACAAGGUGUUGCUGGUAUGGUGGCUCUGAGGUAAAGAGGUCUCCAGCAGCGCGAACAUCGGUAGCUGAGGGUAACGGCCUGCGCUUGGUUGAUCACUUGCAACAGGGAGGACGUUAAGCACGUUGUUUUUCUUUCUCUCGGGGGCACGGCGGCGCCUUAUUGACUUGUUGUCCUGCUUGGUAGUUUUGCGGUGGUUCGGCUGGUCUUGUCGGGUAUUGUAUGGAUCGUACGUUUUAUAUUUGUUCCUUGACUUGCCCCCCCUCUUUUGUUUCCUGCCCUGUUGUACCUUGCUUUGGCUGUGUAGUAGUCGUGGUGCCUGUUUGGGAUGCAUUUAUGAGGCCGGUCGCCCCGCACGAGGCCGGUGAAAUCGCAUGAAACAGAUGGAAAUCAAGUCGUCCGGCUCUGAUGAGCGCCGGGUUUCCGGUUUACGUCUGGCCAAAUCGCUAGGCACUGAAUGUUUUGCUCUCUUGUGCAGGGGCGAAGCUGUACUUGAUUGAUGAUUUCGUUUAUCACGACUUUUUGUCGAGACUUUGUUUGUCGUGUCUUUCUUUGUUGCCGUCCAUUGCUCCUGUGUUAACCCUCGACACCCGUGUCUUUCCCCUUGUUGAGUGCGGAGAUUCUGAAUAUAAGCGGUUUUGUUGAAACUAAAGAAGAAAAAAGACACACACAACGACUGCGUGUCGACCCAAACCAUUUUUGUUGUUUUGUGACAAUAAAUAGCGUGUAUCAGUGUCAAUAUUCGUCCUGGAUGUUCUGGACGUCUACAGUAGGAGGUGGACUUGACCUGUUCAUUGCGUGCGCAAUUCAAGGGAAGCAGCAGCCGUUUGGUUUUGUUUAAGCUAGUUGAUUGAGCCGACAUAUAGCAUGGUUGGUUUUUGGCGAUUGGUUGUCCGGAAAGCGUGAACACGCUUCGUAGCCUUCAACGCUGACUGCGGCCUCUGGAGGUUCUGUAGCUAUUGAGAAGAGAUUUUCGCGGAUUCGUGCAUAAACAAUGAGCAACAGCGGGGCUGGUUCGCACGCUGCUGCUGUUGAUGACAUCUAUAGCAGCAGUGUGUUUCGAGGUCGUACCUGUCCAAUGUUGAGUUUUCGAUUCAUUUUCAUUCAUUCGUCGUCUAGCGAGUAAAUGGCUCGCCAACCUAGGACGAUUAUUGUAAAUUUAUGGAGAACAACUACAAUCGGUGAUGGUUCUGUAUUUGAGAUGCGGCGGUGUGAGAAUGAUUUGGCCGAGAGCCUCCGGUCACUCACGUCUUCGACGGUAAAAACCGCAAGUACACAACAGAGCUGUGAGGCUUGCUUUUUAUUCGUACGACGAAAACACAGCAAGACUUUGCGGUUUGGUCUCUACGUAGAACGUCAUAAUGCCGAGGUUACUCCGCGCCGCGCUUGGGCUCCUACCGGCAGAGCUGUUUUCUUUAUUCCCCUGCAGAAAGGCCGUAGAUCGACCUACAGCCACAGCACCACGAGUUAUUUAGUGGGUGUUCUUUGGAAACCUAGCGCGGACCGCCUGGUGGAUGCAUGGAGAUGGUAGGAGACGGGAUGAUAGUGAUAGCUGUUUGGGGGGGAGGGGAUCGGCAACAACAACGAGAGGUAAAAAACAACGGGAAUCAAGAUUGAACGGGGGUUCAGUGAAUCUCUUGUUGCAAUCAGUGAAGAUUAAAUAGGAAAUGGGUGGGACUCGAAA
This is a messenger RNA of Ectocarpus siliculosus, 5734 nucleotides long. The record is from the annotation of a GenBank genome assembly. Lineage: Eukaryota; Phaeophyceae; Ectocarpales; Ectocarpaceae.